GGCGGUGCCGUCGUAAAACUCCGGCAUAGAGAAGAUCUGAGCUGAAAAUGGAGGACGGAGAAGAAAUCUACGACGGUAUCAGAGCCCAAUUCCCUGUCACUUUUGGCAAACAAUCAAAGGCCCAAACACCUCUCGAGCUCAUCCACAAGGCCACUCGUCGCGGCGCCACCGACGGAAAACCCUCUUCUUCUCCCUCUGCCAAGACCAACGACCUUCCUUCUGUCUCAUCCUCCUCCAAGUCCUGGCUCCAUUCUCUUCGCAAACCCAAAACUCAGAACCCUAACCCUAAUUUUGGCACUGAAGAUGACGACUCUCCUACUGUUGGGCCUCCUCGGCCUGCGGUGGUCGAUUCGAGUGCGGAUGACGAAGGCGGCGAUGUCAUGGUUGGACCACCUCCGCCGCCACCGGCGUCCGUUUCUGGCGAUGAUGAGGAUGAUGAAGUGAUUGUUGGACCGCCUCGGCCACCGGCAGUGUUGGCUCAGAGCGAUGAGGAUGAUGAUAUGAUUGGACCUCCGAAACCGCCUCCACGGUUUAAUGACAGCGAUUCGGAUGGGGAUGGGGAUGAGGAUGAAGAUAACGAGGAGGAGAAUCGAUUUCGGAUUCCAUUGAGCAAUGAGAUUGUUCUCAAGGGCCACACGAAGGUUGUUUCUACCCUUGCCAUUGAUCAUUCGGGUUCUAGAGUACUCUCUGGUAGUUAUGACUAUUCUGUUCGAAUGUAUGACUUCCAAGGGAUGAAUUCUCGUUUACAGUCCUUCAGACAGUUAGAACCAUCUGAAGGUCAUCAAGUUCGGAACUUGAGCUGGAGCCCAACAUCUGAUCGAUUUUUGUGUGUGACUGGCUCAGCUCAGGCUAAGAUUUAUGAUCGGGAUGGGCUUACGCUAGGAGAGUUCGUGAAGGGUGACAUGUAUAUCCGUGAUUUGAAGAACACUAAGGGCCACAUAACUGGAUUGACUUGGGGAGAGUGGCACCCUAAAACUAAGGAAACAAUAUUAACUUCUUCAGAAGAUGGAUCGUUGCGCAUAUGGGAUGUUAACAAUUUUAAUAGCCAGAAACAAGUAAUCAAACCAAAACUUGUGAGGCCUGCUAGAGUACCAGUUACCACUUGCACUUGGGAUCGUGAUGGAAAAUGCAUUGCAGGUGGUAUAGGCGAUGGUUCUAUACAGAUUUGGAACCUUAAGCCUGGUUGGGGAAGUAGGCCAGAUAUAUAUGUGGAAAAGGGUCACACAGAUGAUAUUACUUCACUUAAGUUCUCUAGUGAUGGGCGUACUUUAUUAUCAAGGAGUUGUGAUGAUUCUUUGAAGGUUUGGGAUCUGCGCCAGAUGAAAGCGCCUCUUAAAGUGUUUGAAGAUCUUCCCAACCACUAUGCUCAAACAAAUGUUGCAUUUAGUCCUGAUGAGCAACUUUUCUUGACUGGAACAUCCAUUGAAAGGGAGAGCACAACUGGAGGUUUGCUGUGCUUUUAUGAUCGAGCUAGACUUGAGCUUGUUUCAAAAGUUGGGAUUUCGCCAACUUGCAGUGUUGUUCAGUGCAGCUGGCAUCCAAAGCUGAAUCAGAUCUUUGCCACGUCUGGAGACAAAAGUCAAGGAGGAACUCACAUAUUAUAUGAUCCUACAAUUAGUGAAAGGGGAGCUCUUGUUUGUGUUGCACGUGCACCAAGGAAGAAAUCUGUCGAUGAUUUCGAGGCUAAACCAGUCAUACACAAUCCUCAUGCUCUACCCUUGUUUAGAGAUCAGCCAAGCCGUAAACGUCAGCGAGAGAAGACAUUGAAGGACCCUAUGAAGUCACACAAGCCUGACCUCCCCAUGACAGGGCCAGGAUUUGGUGGGAGAAUUGGUACAAGUCAAGGAAGCUUAUUAACUCAGUACCUCCUAAAGCAAGGGGGUAUGAUCAAGGAGACAUGGAUGGAUGAAGAUCCAAGAGAAGCUAUACUGAAGUUUGCAGAUGUUGCAGCUAAAGAGCCCAAGUUCAUCGCUCCAGCAUAUGCAGAUACUCAGCCUGAACCACUUUUUGCUAAGUCCGAUUCAGAGGAUGAAGAAAAAUAACCCAACUAAUCUGCUUCUAGUUUUCUAUAGCUGGAAUGACCCCUUGCCGGAGAGAAAGGGGAGAAAUUCAGAAGGCUAGUUAGAACUAGGCUAAGGUUGACGCCACACUCCCCUCUAAAAAGAAGAAACCUCUCUUGCCUAAAUGUACUUUGGCAAAUUCAAAUCAAAGCUUCAAGUGAGGGAUGUAAUGUAGGUACAGUUUACCCAAGCUUGUAAAACUAAAACCUAUUGGAGGUAAUACUGCCACUAGCCAAAAUUUUGAUAGAGACCAUGUAAACAUACAUGUUCAUCAUAAUGUACUGCAUAAUUUGGCCCA
Molecule: messenger RNA, 2358 nt
Organism: Humulus lupulus (European hop)
Lineage: Eukaryota; Viridiplantae; Streptophyta; Magnoliopsida; Rosales; Cannabaceae
Exons: 8
Coding region: 48-2042 (664 amino acids)
Biological process (GO): regulation of DNA double-strand break processing
Cellular component (GO): nucleus; site of double-strand break
Molecular function (GO): protein binding
Source: RefSeq, a predicted model, not a curated record